Molecule: messenger RNA, 1432 nt
Organism: Syngnathus acus (greater pipefish)
Lineage: Eukaryota; Metazoa; Chordata; Actinopteri; Syngnathiformes; Syngnathidae
Gene: hibadhb
Product: 3-hydroxyisobutyrate dehydrogenase b
Exons: 8
Coding region: 58-1047 (329 amino acids)
Biological process (GO): L-valine catabolic process
Cellular component (GO): mitochondrion
Molecular function (GO): 3-hydroxyisobutyrate dehydrogenase activity; NAD binding; NADP binding
Source: RefSeq, a predicted model, not a curated record
GAAGCCGUCAUUGAAAACCGUACUAUUACGUCAGCAAGCUGCGAAAAGGCGACAAGCAUGGCGGCCAUACUGAGAGGGAGUCGGUACCUUGUCGGAAGGCGGUGCAAGAAUGUUCACGUUACGAUUGCUUCCACGCGGUCCAUGGCCUCCAAGACACAGGUGGGCUUUGUUGGCCUUGGAAAUAUGGGAAACCCAAUGGCCAAGAAUUUGCUGAAGAACGGAUACCCAGUCAUUGCCACAGAUGUCUUCCCAGAGUCCUGCAAGGAAAUUCAAGAGCUGGGUGCCCAGAUUGUUGAUAAUCCCGCCGAAGUGGCGGACAAGGCUGACCGCAUUAUCACCAUGCUGCCCUCCAAUCCAAAUGUUAUUGACGUGUACACUGGCGCCAAUGGGAUUCUCAAGAAAGUGAAGAAGGGCUCCUUGCUCAUUGACUCCAGUACAAUUGAUCCUGCUGUCUCCAAAGACAUGGCGGCGGCUGCUGAGAAGAUGGGGGCUGUUUUUAUGGAUGCACCUGUGUCAGGAGGUGUGGGCGCCGCCAAUUCGGGAAAGCUGACUUUUAUGGUGGGAGGAGUCGAGGAAGAAUUUACUGCCGCCAAAGAGUUGCUCAGCUGCAUGGGCGCCAAUGUGGUCUACUGUGGUCAGGUUGGAACUGGACAGGCUGCUAAAAUCUGCAACAACAUGCUCCUUGCUAUCGGAAUGAUCGGAACGGCCGAAACAAUGAAUUUGGGAAUCAGGCUUGGUCUCGAUCCAAAACUCUUGGCAAAGAUCCUAAAUAUGAGUUCAGGCCGUUGCUGGUCCAGUGACACCUACAAUCCUGUGCCGGGAGUGAUGGAGGGAGUUCCUUCUGCAAAUAACUACCAGGGAGGCUUUGGCACUCAGCUCAUGGCAAAGGAUCUCGGUCUGGCCCAGAACACAGCCACCAGCACAAAGACCCCGGUUCCACUUGGCUCCUUAGCUCAUCAAAUCUACCGAAUGAUGUCCGCCCGCGGUUAUGCCAGCAAAGAUUUCUCCUCUGUGUUCCAAUUCUUGCGUGAGGAGGAGGGACAGUAACAUGUACCUCCUUCACUCCGUCCCGUGCGUGCCUUACCUUCGUGGGCGCACACGGCCGCUGCCAUAUUGGAGUCCGGGGGGUGGGGGGUCUUGGGGGGGGCGAUCAGGACUUUUUGAAAGUUGUCAGACUCAACAAUACAACACUCCUUUCUCUGUUGGAGGCCAUACUUUCCGACUUGCGGAGGAUUCCAAAAGGCUGCCCCGAGUAGUAGCACUUAAGUGUUAGGUGGGGAUUUUAGUUACAUGAAUGAGACCGUGUAUUUCUCGUUUGCAGUCGUUUUAUGUUACUCUUCUCUCUCUUUUCAAUGGCCAUUGGCAAAUGUGACUUUAACAAAGCGUCAUAUCUUGCAAAGAAAUAAAGAUGACGUGUCUUGAGCUUCCUUGU